Messenger RNA from Pangasianodon hypophthalmus (striped catfish), 3938 nucleotides. RefSeq names its product testis expressed 2, like (gene tex2l). Gene Ontology annotation, cellular component: endoplasmic reticulum. Lineage: Eukaryota; Metazoa; Chordata; Actinopteri; Siluriformes; Pangasiidae. Gene Ontology annotation, molecular function: lipid binding. The record is from RefSeq and is a predicted model, not a curated record. The transcript has 12 exons. Bases 727 to 3675 code for a protein of 982 amino acids.
UGGCCUUGCCAUUCCAAAACUUUUGGAGUGGACUGCAAGUCAUUGAAUGCCAUCCUCUUGGAAAGCAGUAUGUAGAUACCAUUGUAUACUGAAGCCAUGUGUUUCAUCAUCAGAUCGUGAUUCUUCAAAUAAUUCUACUCCUGGCUGGCGGAAUUUCAACUUACUCAGUUUUAAUAUUCAUUAAUGUGCAAAUCUCAAAUGCCCCAAAUUCUGUGCAGUGUGUUGUAAGAGUGCCUAUGUUGGGGCUGCAUUACUUAAUCUGGAUUAAAGUGAUCUGCAUGCCAUAAUCACCCUGCUGGUCGUCAAGUCACAUCUGGACAGAGCUGUUUAGCUGCAAGACUGCCUCGGUAUUAGACAUACUAAAAUUUGUCCGAAACUGCAAAAAAUGUAAAUACUACGACUGUUUAAAUAUACAGUACAUCUGUUAAAUGUCGCUCUGUAAUGUCGGUUUUAUACCAUGCGUUCAGGACGUACACUGCGGGCUUUCCAAACGCGUGUUUGCCAGAAUCAUCGUUUCUAAAGAGUUCAAACCAUGGUUAAAUCCUGGCUUUCGAAAAGCACGACGCUGUCCCUGUUUGUGCUGUUUCUGAAGGUGUGUAUUAGAGGCAGAUGAGCAGAGUUCAGGACGCGCUGGGAGAAAGCACCAGCGCGUGAGCAAGCUCUGUGCUGAAGUUAAAGAACAGCCGCAGCUGGGUGCUUUGUGUGUGCCACAUAGAGAUAAGAAGCAUGGCAGGAAAUGAAAUAGGCCACAAGACAUCCACUGAGAUUGAACACCCAUCUCUGCAGCCUGACCAGCAUGAGUCUGACAGGAGUGGCAUCAUCAUCCAGCUAACGGGCACGAAGGGUGAAUGGGACAGUCUCGAUGACAGUGAUUUUACAGUCACACUCGACAGGAAUAACCAGGAAUUCCUCAAGCUCAAGCCGGAUUCCAAUGACAUGCAGACAGAUAAAGACAAAGAGUGGGCUCUCCACUCUCCAGUGUUCCAUGUUCCCCUGUCCCCAUCUUCACCAGGCUCCCUUGGGGACUGCUCACCCUCCAGUCUGGGCUUCCUCUCCCCCUCCCGCCAGCCUCUGGGUAGCCUGGUGAAGUCUCUGUCCACAGAGCUUGAGCUGAAAGACACUUCAUCACUCAAGCCCAGGCCUUUCAUCAGCUUGGUGAAGUCCAUCUCCACUGAGCUUUCUCGCAGCAGUCCUGAGGUGUCCCAGUCCAAGUCAGACUCUAAGCUCAGCCUGCACCUGUGGACUCAGCUCACACAGUCUAAAGGCCAUAAUGGAGACUCUCGCACUGCCCCUUCGUCUCCUGUUGUUCUCUCCCCAACUGAGGCCAAAACAGGCUUUUUUAAAGUGGAGCUAGAAGACACUUGUCGGAAGCUCACUGAGGCCAUGCACGAACCUCUAAGUGUGUUCAGUAAGAUCAUGCGUGAGGACAGCACGGGCAGGCUUAAGCACCAAAAGAGCACAAGUUCCAUUGAUUCUUUCUACUCUAAAGGGCUUGGGAGAUCAAGUGGGGAGCUUUCAGUGACUGAGACUCCUAUGCAAAGCUGUAAGAAAGUAGAAUGUGAGGAACUGGCUGUGUCUAAUCAGCCUGUGAGAUCCUAUAGGAAAUGUAUUCACUGCAGAUCCUGCCAUUCCCACAGUCACCUCAGCAAACUGGAGGGUGAAGAGCCCACUGAGAUCUGCACAAAUGAAGAUGCUGUGCACGAUAUAAAUGUAACAAAUAAAAGUGAUCUGGCAGCCGAGCAUGUGUCAGAGCAGCCCUGUUCGCCAGUCCCAGGGAUGGGUCUCGGCUGUGUUGCUGUUUUGUCCUACUGCUAUUUCAUCUUGCCUUUGUCCUCUUAUUGGUCUGGAAUGUUUGUUGGCUUGGCAUUUGGCUUCAUGCUGGGGCUACUCCUUAUCCGAUUAGGAUUGACCAGACAUCCCUAUUCUGAUCCCUCAGCUAGGUUUAAUCAGGACACAUAUGACUGGAUUCAGGGUGAGAGCAAAAAGACAACACUUAAGGGCUGGAUUAAUGAGAUGUAUGCAUACGAUCCAGAAACAUACCACCCGUCUCUUAUGCACUCUGUGUAUGCGACGCUGGAGGGGCCAUGUAUUCAGUUGGACUAUCCCCGCAGCAACAUCCCCCGGUGGGCCACCUUCAAUGAGCCGUUUUAUAAUCAAAGCUUCACCCACUCUCGUAGGUUUCACCUGGAUGGCAGCAAGGUAUUCCUGUUGCCCCCAACUCUGGCACGGAAGAGAGUGUGGAACAGGAAGUAUCCUAUAUGCAUCACUGUUGCAAGGGCAGAGGAACUAACAGAGGAGGUUGAGGAUCAACAGGACCCACAUUUCAAUGAGAAAUCGGCACUCUCCCCAUCUAAAACUAAUCACAACACCACACUCUACCUCUUUGCCAGAACAGGAAGGGAGAAAGAGGAGUGGUUCCAUCACCUUUGUGCAGCAUCCAUGUACAGAAAUGAGGGCCAGUAUGAAUCUGAUAUGUCUGUAAUGCAAGAGGAAAAAUCCUCUAGUUCAGUGCAGGUCACUGGCAGCAUUGAGAAUAUCUCAUCUAUGUCUACAUAUGACUACACCACCUACAUAGCCGAUCUCAUCUCUUCAGGCCUGGGCAGAUCGUCACAAUGCUUCUGCCAUAACAGCAAACAAGGCAGUCCUACCGAAAAAGAUCAGAAUGUAUGCCAUCACGGAGAAGGAAUGCAGCCUGUCUGGAUUAAUGCCCUGAUUGGUCGUAUCUUCUGGGAUUUCCUCUGUGAAAAGUACUGGUCUGAUCAAGUAGCCCACAAGAUUCAGCGCAAGCUGAGCAAAAUAAGAUUGCCUUACUUCAUGGAUGAAUUGACUGUAACUGAGCUUUCCAUGGGUUCCAGCAUGCCCCAGAUCACAGGCUUGUUCCAACCACAGGUCGAUGCCAGAGGUCUGUGGCUCCACUUGAAUAUUGAGUACACAGGAGCCCUACAGAUGACAUUAGAGACGAAGAUUAACCUAUCAAAACUGGGCAAGGAAGAAGCACUGAAAGCUGUCAAAGAGAUGCAGACCUACCAUGUAAGAAGUACCAGGUCCAAACUUGCUGUACUGGCUGACAGUGACGAGGAAUCCUCAAGUGCAGGAUCAUCUGAUGAAGAGGAAGUUCCAUCCACUGAGCCUCAGGAAACUCAGGGAGAGAAGGGCAGUAUUCCUGGUGCUGAGAGCGGUUUGAGUGGGGGCAGCACGGGACGGCGGAUUUUGAGACUUGUCGACAAAAUUGCUAAAUCCAGAUACUUCCAGAAGGCUACAGAAAAUGAGUACAUCAAAAAGAAGAUUGAAGAGAUGUCAAACACGCCUCUGCUGCUCACUGUUGAGGUUAAAGAACUUUCUGGAGAACUUGCUGUCAACAUUCCACCUCCACCUACGGAUAGAAUAUGGUACAGUUUCUGUGUGCCUCCAAAGCUUGAUCUGCGAGUUCAGCCCAAACUGGGGGAACGAGAAGUGACCUUCUGUCAUGUCACUGAAUGGAUUGAGAAAAAACUUCAGGAGGAGUUUCAGAAAGUGUUUGUGUUGCCAAACAUGGAUGACAUAUACCUCCCCUUAAUGAACUCAGCCUUGGAGAGCCAACCAGCACAUCAGCAUUCUCCAACACAGCCAUCACACUGUUCUGCUCUGGGCUCCAGUGAGACCUGCUUCAUGAACCAUUCUUUCCCUUUAGAGUAGUGCCACUCUGUGGCCAUUUAUGAAAACACACCAUCACCACUGUGCAUUUGGUAGGUUUAUUCAGUUAUAUAAAAAAAAUAUAUAAAAAAAACAGUAGUACAGUUUAAAUGUUUACAUUUCUGUUUAAAUUAUUAUAAAAUCUCUGCAAGCAGAACAUGAGUUCACUGUUUAUUGUGCUUCCUAUAUGCACCUACUACAUACUGUGAAGUUUUUGUUUUUAAUUCUCCAUACCAGAAUUGAAGAGUGUACUAUGAAAUAAAUUG